This is a messenger RNA of Malassezia japonica, 1428 nucleotides long. RefSeq names its product oxidation resistance protein 1 (gene OXR1). Gene Ontology annotation, biological process: response to oxidative stress. Bases 1 to 1428 code for a protein of 475 amino acids. NCBI's taxonomy places the organism in Eukaryota, Fungi, Basidiomycota, Malasseziomycetes, Malasseziales, Malasseziaceae. Gene Ontology annotation, cellular component: nucleus. The record is from RefSeq and is a predicted model, not a curated record. The transcript has a single exon.
AUGAGCUCGCAACGGCGGCAUGCGCGGAACGAGUCGUUUGGCGAGUUUGUGACGGCCGACGAGGAUACCGGGAACAUACACGUCGAGCCGGCGUGGCAGCACUCGCUCGAGCCGCAAGCAAGCCAGGUCGAGGUCACCGAGCUGCCCGAGCCGCGACAGCACAGGGUCCUGGACCUCCGUGAGGUGGAGCGUAAACUCGACGCAGAGCGGCAGAAGCAGGCCGACCGGCAGGAGGAGUCGGUCGCCAUGGCUGCGGCCGUCGAUCCGGGCCUGUCGCUCGUCGCAGAGCCGGUUGCGAUGCAAGAGCCGCCGCCCGAGCCAGAAGCGAGCACGUCGCAUGCUUCCCACUGGUCUGGGAGCCUGUGGAACAAGCUGUCAUCCAUUCGUGCCAUGGCCGACCUGCGCAACCUGGUCGACGAGGAGCCGCAUGCGCGCGAGCGGCGGCCAUCGGUCGUGCGCCGCGCCCAUACGAUGGAUGCGCCGAUCGCCGGCGCACCCGGCUUUGACGCGAGCGCCUCGCGGCGCUGGAAUACGGGGUCCUGGUCGCUGAGCGGCGCAGAGGAGCGGAAGCGCGAGCUGAAACCGAUCCCAGUAUCGCUCAUGGGCCGCCGCGACGACACCGAUGCGGUGUGCGAUACAUGGCACGCGGCGCGCAUCCAGGCGUCCCUGCCGCGCCGCCUGCGCCUCGGCAAGACGUGGCGGCUGCUCUAUUCCCUGGACCAGGAUGGCAGCAGCCUCGCAACGCUGUACGACAAGGUAGCACGCGCCAUGGACCCCAGGUACCGACGCACGCCGGUCGGUGGCGAGGCGUGGCUCCGGGGUUCGAGCCAGGCUGCACAGGAGGCAGCGCUCGGCGGCGCGUCGGACCCCGGCAUCCGGCAUGUGGGCAGCGGCGUCGCGCUGUCGGAUGCAGGGCUUGUCUUGGCGGUCACGGACGCAAACGGCAAUGUAUUUGGCGCAUUCAUCAACGAGCCGCUCAAGGUGGCUUCGCAUUACUAUGGAAACGGAGAGUGCUUCUUGUGGAAGACGGUACACCGGCGCCUCCCUUGCCCGCCGUCCGAGGCGGGCGGGGACGGGUCGGACGAGCACGAUUUGCAUCCGGACAAGGCCAUCGAGGUGUUCCGGUGGACAGGGCGUAAUGACUAUGUUGUCCUGUCCGAAUCCAACUUUCUCUCCGUCGGCGGCGGUGACGGGCGCUAUGGACUCUGGGUGGACGAUACCUUGGACCGCGGCCUGUCGGCCAAGUGCCCUGCGUUUAAUAAUGAGGUGCUUUGCAACUCGAUCGAGUCGGAUGCCGUACACGCGACAGACUCGAAAGAGGUGCCGACAGGCGACCUCCUUAGCGGGUUUAUUAACGAAGCACCCAUACCAGAGACGGGCAAGUUUCAAGUCAUGGGCGUCGAGGUCUGGGCCGUAGGCAUUGAUUAG